AUGGUCGAUCGCUCAACAGACAAAGGUGCUUCAGCUGCUUCUAGCAGCUCAACCACAGCUUCCAAAAGCAUAUCUCAUGCCUCGAAGAAAGAUAAUGAAGGAACGGAAACUUCAGCUAAAAAACCAAAAGAAAUAGCAAAAAUUUCAUCGACAUCUGCCGCUGGGAAAGAAGAAACAUAUCAUGAUUGCAGGAUUUAUGUGAGCAACAUCCCGUUCAGUUACCGAGAUGUAGACCUCAUCCAGAUGUUUUCUCCGUUUGGCAAAGUAUCCAAUGCAGAAGUUGUUAUGAAUGAAAGAGGGUCCAAAGGAUUUGGUUUUGUCACACUCGACAGCAAGGAAGCAAGUGAAGCAGCGCGUGCCGCUCUUCAUGGUACAGUUAUACAAGGCCGCGUCAUCGAGGUCAAGAAAGCCACUGCUAUGCGUCGACCUUCCUCUCAGAAUCGUUCUGCACAAGCUCUUUUGCCGGGCCUCUUUAUACCUCCCACGAUGGCACGGUCGAUUCCGCUGUCUCCGAGCAUUGCUAUGUUGAAGCAAGGCUUGCUCUCUCCUUCACCGGCUACAUCCUACCUCAAUUCGGAUCAACUCACUGCCAUAUUAGCAGCACAAAACCAGAUUGGACUACAACCGUUGAUCAAUCCGCUUGCUGCCAGAGAUGGAGCACUGUCUUCAAUGCUUAUUCCUGGGCAGCUUCCUCUCCAACAAAACCCACUUCUGGCAGGAGCAUUGCCAACGUUUCAAUUGGGUGUCUCACCCGUGCCACUACAGCUGCUUUAUACUCCGUAUCCAUCAGCUAUCAGCUCCUCAGCGCCACAAUUUGCUUCCGCAGCUCCGACUACAGUCUUUCCAGCCUCUGCUUCCGUGGCUUACAAAAUCCCGCAGAACUCAAAUCAAAUGAUUCCCACUAACGGAGCUUUCUCUGCAAACAUGUUCAAGACGCAAAUCCAACCUGCAACUUCUGUAGGAUACUUAGAUGUUCUCGGAUCGUUAGGCAUAGGAACUGGCAUUAUACCGCCAGGGAGAGCGGCUCCUUUACGUAUGCAGGAAAAUCCUCAGGUACCAGCUCUUCGCUCUCUUGACCAGUCAUGCGUGAUCGACACAUCGUUUCACGGAGAACCUCUGAAAGAAGGCCAAUUUGGAGCUAUUGGAAGAGCUGUACCAUCUACAUCCAUUAGCAACGGCACUCAAGUGAGUUCUGGAAGCUCUGAGUUUCCCCAACUGUCCUCUGUGCCUUUGGAUGAACGCGGGUAUGGAUGCCUUACUGAUUCUACUGACGGCACAUCCUUCAUUCCUCCUUAUCGCCAGUUCGACGGCUCUGUCGAUCGUAACGGUCGAAAACGUCAAAAUACUAUAGAUGAUUACUACCUCAGUAAAAAGCAAGCAAAAUCGAUGUGA
Messenger RNA from Necator americanus (New World hookworm), 1392 nucleotides. RefSeq lists its product as uncharacterized. Gene Ontology annotation, biological process: regulation of alternative mRNA splicing, via spliceosome; nervous system development. The record is from RefSeq and is a predicted model, not a curated record. Gene Ontology annotation, cellular component: cytoplasm; nucleus. The transcript is spliced from 9 exons. Gene Ontology annotation, molecular function: mRNA binding. Bases 1 to 1392 code for a protein of 463 amino acids. Lineage: Eukaryota; Metazoa; Nematoda; Chromadorea; Rhabditida; Ancylostomatidae.